CUGAUAGACGGCACUGACUGGCAUCACUGCUGGGCACUGACUGGCGGCACUGACUGGCACAACCGCUGGGCACUGACUGGCAGCACUGCUGGGCUGCACUGGUGGGUGGCACUGGUGGGUGGCACAGGUGGGUGCAUUGCUGGGCACAGGUGGGUGCACUGCUGGGCACAGGUGGGCGGAACUUGUGGGUGGCACUGCUGGGCACCGAUCAUCAGGGCACUGAUCAUCAGUGCCCUGAUGAUCGUGCCGAUCCUCGCUCUGACAACUGCCGGUUCUCGGCAGUACUUUCCUCACGAUCUGACAGCGUGAGGAAAGUGCAGACGAGAACCGGCAAUUGAAU
Molecule: messenger RNA, 340 nt
Organism: Staurois parvus
Lineage: Eukaryota; Metazoa; Chordata; Amphibia; Anura; Ranidae
Source: the annotation of a GenBank genome assembly